Messenger RNA from Pelagomonas calceolata, 2736 nucleotides. The record is from the annotation of a GenBank genome assembly. NCBI's taxonomy places the organism in Eukaryota, Pelagophyceae, Pelagomonadales, Pelagomonadaceae.
AUGCUCACAGCCGAGCCCGUCGACCUGCGCGGCCGCCGUGCGCUAGCCAAAAGCCUCGAGAAGGAGGAGCGCCACGCCACGGACCAGCUCAAACAAGCACUCAAAGCGUCAAACGCCGCCGUCGAUGAACUAAGAGCGGUCGGCUCCGAACUCGAGGACGAGGCCGAGCGCGUUUCUGAAAGAGCGAAGAAGGACCGCGCGCGCGUCGACGACGUCGAGGCCCAGUGCGCCUACGCCAAGGCGCGGCGCGCGGAAUUGGAUCGGCUGUCGAAGCGCGGCGCGCGCGAAGCAUUAAUAAAAGAAAAAAAGGCCGCCGAGAAAGCGUCUGACGAGGCGAAGGCGCAGCAGCUCCGAGCCGAAUCUGAUAGAGACGCGGCCCGGCGCAAGGCGGCGGAGGAUGCGAAGGCCGCGCGCGACGCGGAGGCGCUUUCGGCCGCUCUCGACGCCGAAGCAUUAGACUCGAGGCGCCUCGCGUCGGCCUGCGCCCUCGCGCGGGGCGCCCAGGCCGCGCGCGUCGAUAGGAGGGAGGAGCGGCGUUCCAUGAAAGAGGCGCGGCGCCGGGCGCUCGAGGCGCCCCUCGCGGCUUUUGAUCGGAAGCGCCGCGCCAACGCAUUGCGCCGCUUUAUAACAACCUGGGCGCGCGCGGCGACGCAGGAGAAGGGCCUGCGGCGGUUGCAAGCGCGGGCCUUCCGCGGGAAAGCACGACGCUACCUGCGCGCGUGGCGGCGCGGCGCGAUCACGAACGCGCUGGCGGACGUGGACCGCGGGCGCCGGCGCCGCCGGCGCGGUUUGCGGGCCCUCGCGCAUUUUGCGCGCGCGGCCAAGGCCGCGCGCGCCGCGCGCGAGGCGGCAUUGAAAGCGCGACACGCGCGCGAGGCCGCGGCCCGGCGGCGGCAGGCUUUUGAGCAGUGGCAGGCGGCGGCCUUAGAUAGGCGCCUCCACGCCGUCGCGCGCGCCUGGCACCGCGGGCGCAUGCGCGCGCUCGCGCCUGCCGCCGACGCGCACGCGUCGCCGGCGGCGAAGGAGGCCGUCGACCGCGCCCCGGUGACGCCCGUGGCUUUGAGGUUGCCGCCGCCGACGCCCGCCGCGCGGCCGCCCGCGCCCGCCGCACCACCGUCGCCGCCGGUACCGCCGCCGCCGCGCGUCACCGACGCCGCCGCCGGGGCCUUCGCGGCGCGGCGCUCAUUGAAGCGGGGCCUCGGGACCUGGCGCGCCGUGCGGCUGGCGCGGGCGGCGGCGCGGCGCCUCGACGGCGUUUUGAUGGACCGCGCGCAGUCUUCAAUGAAGGCGCGGUCACUAAGGAUGUGGGCCGCGCGCGCGGUCCAAUACAAACGCCACCGCCUCACGGAUGCGGCGGGGCCCGACCGGCUGUUAAGGUUGCGCGCGCGGGCCUUGGUACGGACGUGGCGGACGCGCGCGCACCGCCGCGCACGCGCCGCGGCGCGCGUCGAGCGGUGCGCGGCCGCGGCGCGGCGGGCGGUCGUGGGCCGGGCGCUGCUCGCGUGGGGCCGCGCCGCGGCGGCGAAGUGCCAAGAGAAGGAGGCGCUGCUCGUCGUCGAGGCCGAGGCGCUGCUGGCGGUGCGGCGGCAGCGCGAGCGCGAGCUGGACGCGUGCGGGCCGGCGCCCUGGGCCGACUCGGAGCGCCGGGCCCACGCGGCGCGCGGCGUGCUGGAGGAGGCGGGCCGCGACGUGGAUUUGAGAAGGGCGGCCGUCGCGACGGCGGUCGAGAGGCGACGGAGCCACCUCGAGCGCAUCGCGGCCGCGGAGGCGGAUCGGGUUAGUCAGGAGGCUCGCUUGCAAGCUUCCACGGCGGCCAAGGACGCCUUGAGUGCCGUGGCCGCUUGCUUAGCGUCCCGCGACGCUCGGUUGAAGCGGGCGGCGGCCGAGAAACGGAAAACCACCGAAGUGUCGAUCCGCCAGCUCGAGGGCACCUGCGCGUCGCUGACGCACCAGGCGUCCGACGCCGAGCGGCGCGCGCGCCAGGCCGAGCUCCAAGCUACAAAACGCGCCGAGGACGACGCGUCGUCGCUGCAGCGCGCCGUCGCCGUCGCGUCCGAUUUAUCUCAAUUGCUGAGAGAAGCCGAGGCCAAAGAGGAGGCGUCGAAGAAGGACGUCGAGGCCCUGGACCACGCCGCGGCGCGGCUGCGGGCGCGAUUGGAGGCCGCGGAAAAGGCCGCGGCCGAGGCGAAGCACCGGGACGCGGACGUGCGCCGGCGCUACUGCGACACCGCGGAGCUCCAGGCCGCGCUGGCUUCCGAGAAAGCUCGAACGCACCGGCGGCUGGCGGGCCGCGUCAAGGCCCUCGCGGCGGCCGACGAGGUCCUGCCCCCGCGCGAGCGCGUCAACUUGGCCGCGCAGCUCAAGCGGAAGCGCGACCGGUUGCUGGCCGCGGCGGCGCGCGCGGCGGCGUCCAGCGACUCGGAGUCGACGUGUUCUCCUGAACAAUUUGGUGCGGCGUUCGGCUCGGGUGCACCCUCGCCGGCCUCCGCGGGCGCGGCGUCGCCGGCGGCCUCGGAUGCGACGCUGACGAUGUCCUCGUCGAGCGGCGAGGACGCGGCGAGGGCAUCUCCGGCGGCAGAAUCGGACGCGGCGUCGUCGCCAGGCAGCGCCGCGGCGGCGGACUCGUCCCCGGGCGCCGCUGACGAGUCCGGCGAUGCGAGCGCGGUCGACGCCGACGAACAACCUGCACCGAGUCAGGACGGGUCCGAGUCCGCUGCACCAAGCCUCCUAGCUUGA